Molecule: messenger RNA, 3187 nt
Organism: Salvia hispanica
Lineage: Eukaryota; Viridiplantae; Streptophyta; Magnoliopsida; Lamiales; Lamiaceae
Product: homeobox protein HAT3.1-like
Biological process (GO): negative regulation of gene expression, epigenetic
Cellular component (GO): nucleus
Molecular function (GO): DNA binding; chromatin binding
Source: RefSeq, a predicted model, not a curated record
UUGCCAGUGAGUGGAAGCUGAUUUGGAGGAUUAAAGCGCGCAAACAAACACAAAUACACACACACACUAAAUUGAGGGAUAGAGAGAUAGAGGCGGUUUCACAUUUUGUAUGCGGUGAGAGGCGUCUUCGGGAGCUAGGGAAGUGAGAAGUUGCAUGAGAAGUUUUUUAUUGUUCAAGUCGUUUUUGGUUUUCUGCUAGCUGCGGAUGAUGUCGAGAUAGAAAUGCUUGAAGAGAAUUGUUUGCAUCGGCAUUUUUUGGCGACUCGUCAAGAUUGAGAUUGAAACUUUUUGUAGAGGAAGUGAAUAGGCACGACGAGUAGAGGACUCAAAUGUUUCUAAGCAACUUGCUGUAUAAGAAUUGGAAAAUUUAGUUGUAGCAGGCAAAAAAGUCCCAAUUUGGCAAAAAAUUUAGUUGUAGCUCAAGAUCAAAAAUCUGAUCCGCCGCACAACUGUAGAAUGGAUGACGAGAGACGUGUCAGUGAAAAAAUGGAGAAUAAUGAGAUGAGUGAAGCUCAACACAUUGAAAAGCUGCCAUUUUCAGCACAAGAAAAAUCACAUGAGGUUCGGGAAAUAGGACUAAGUAACGGAGAGAUUUCCCAUAAUGAAGAUGCACACAAACAAGAACCAACAUUGGAAAAUGUGAGGAUAUGUCUAGAUUCUGAAUAUUUAGAGGUUACAUCCCAGAAUGGGCUCAGUUGUAUUGAAGACAUGGGCAUACCUCCAGGCACAACUUUUAUUAAACCUGGCUGUGGAGCGUUAGUACCAUUGAAAGUGGAAGCUACUAAUGACAAUGAUGCUGUUAUCCUGGAAAAUGAUGGUACAGGGUCUUCCAGGCAACGAAGAAAGAGAAAAACUGAAUUAGAAGGUCCGUCAAGUACCUCAUUGCUUUUACGUUCAAGAUCACAAGAAAAACCUAAGGCUCCCGAGCCUGUUGCUGUUGAGAUUGUUAACGAAGGCAGUGCUAAUAUAGAAAAGAAAAAGAGGGGAAGAAAACCGAAGAAUAUGCAGAAAACUACUGUCAGUGAGUUCUCUAGAAAGAAAAAUCAUCUAAGAUAUUUGUUGCACAAGAUAAGCUACGAGCAAAACUUAAUUGAUGCUUAUUCUGCUGAAGGCUGGAGAGGGCAAAGCUUGGAAAAAUUAAAGCCAGAAAAGGAGCUCGAGAAGGCUAAAUCCCGGAUUCUGAAUUUCAAAUUGAAGAUAAGAGCAUUGUUUCAGAGCCUUGAUCAGUCACUUGUUAUGGGAAAGCUUCCUGAAUCUCUAUUUGAUGCACGAGGAGAGAUCGACAGUGAAGAUAUUUUCUGUGCAAAAUGUGGCUCUAAGGAUCUGACCCUUGAUAAUGAUAUCAUUCUUUGUGAUGGUGCCUGCGAACGAGGAUUCCAUCAAUUCUGCCUGGAACCACCUCUCUUAAAAGCAGACAUUCCUCCAGGCGACGAAAGCUGGCUUUGCCCUGGAUGUGAUUGUAAAGCUGAUUGCAUUGACAUGCUUAAGGAUGUUCAAGAAAAAAAAAUUUCUAUCAUUGACAGUUGGGAGAAGAUCUUUCCUGAAGCUGCUGCUGCUGCAUCAGGCAAGAAAAUGGAUGAAAGUUCUGGGUUAUCAUCAGAUGAUUCUGAGGAUGAGGAAUAUGACCCUGAUAAGCCUGAUAGUUCGGAGAAGGUUGAAGGAAAUGAAUCAAGUUCAGAUGAAUCUAGCUCCUUUACUGCACCUGAUGAUUUAGCUGCUUCUAAUAAUAAUGAAAAGUAUCUGGGACUUCCUUCUGAUGAUUCAGAAGAUGAUGAUUUCAAUCCCUCUGCUCCAAAUCAAGAUAAUCAGGUGAAGCAGGAUAAUUCAAGUUCGGAUUUUAGCUCUGACUCAGAGGACCUUAGAGCUCUGAUUGAAGAUGAGACUGCCACUAGUGAAGAUCACACACAAAAGUCACAAGGCUUUAGUGAAGAGAUUUCCACCGUGGGUAGGAAAAAGAGGCAAUCACUAAAAGAUGAGCUGUCAUACCUUGCGGAGGCUAGUGCAGAACCUCUGUCCAGAAAGAGACAUGUAGAAAGGCUGGACUACAAAAAAUUAAAUGAUGAAACAUAUGGAGAUUCUGCUUCUGAUUCAAGCGAUGAGGAUUUUGAUGAUAUCGUUAGGAAGAGAACGAAAGUUGAUCGUGACGGGGUGAAUUUUUUUGAUGAAACUCCUGUUACACCGAGUAAUACACACAAAGUGGAUGAAAACCAAAUAGAGAAGCAUAUUCCUAAAAGAACCCGGAGAAAUCAUUCUGAUGGACGCACAACUGAGCCAUCAGCCGAAGCUGCUUCUGCUAGUGCAAGUGCUAAAAAAUCAACUCAGAAACGGCGGCUUGGAGAAGCUACAACAAAGAGAUUACUUGCAGCCUUUAAUGAGAACCAAUACCCUGACAGAGCUACGAAAGAAAAUCUGGCAAAAGAACUAGGGCUUGAUUUUCGACAGGUUCGCAAAUGGUUUGAUAAUACACGCUGGAGCUUUAAUCACAGACCAUCUACUGGUGCUGAUGGCGGCACGCCUUCCCAUCAGAACACAGAAUCAAGUGCGAUCUCUACGCAGAACCAUAUUUUGAAACCGGGAGAGGAAAUGUUGGUAACUGGAGAUUCUUCAGAAAACCCGGAAACUAAAAAGAGGAAGGGUAAGGCUCCAGGCGAUGAGCUGAAUGGGCUAGGAAAUAUACAGAGCGCACAACUUCAUAGCACAAACGCUGUUUCUUGAUCAUCCAUUUUGAUGUUCCUUGCAAAACAUAUUCGACUUCCACAGAACUCAUAUGACAUUACCAUGUUUCUCUGUGUCCUAACAAGUUACAUUGUAGCUCAUCACCUGGGAUUCGAAUGCUGUUUCAUCUCAACAGCCGGGCCGUGGGUGAUCCGCCUGCCUCAUGGAUCCAAACCAGUUUGGGCUCCAUCCAUGGUCUCAACCCAGAGAAUGGUGUAAUAAUUGUCUGUCAGUAAAAGUUUUUAACUUGGUGAUGAAACCUUAAGUUGAAGCUCAACUUAUCCGUUCUGAAACUAAUUUUCUUAUACAAAAGAUGUUUUGUGCAUUGAUGAAGGCCUGUGAAACUUAUGGAUCCAUAUAGUCCAGCAUCAUUUUUCUUGAGAAACAAGAUCAGUUUAUUACAGACUAGGGAGGGUGAAUGAAUAGUAUUUUGUUUAUCAAAUUUUUUACUCAUAUUGAGCAUUUUGAGCUU